Molecule: messenger RNA, 1668 nt
Organism: Knipowitschia caucasica
Lineage: Eukaryota; Metazoa; Chordata; Actinopteri; Gobiiformes; Gobiidae
Source: the annotation of a GenBank genome assembly
AUGGAGGUUCGAGCUGUGACUUUUCUACUUUUCAUGGGGCACUUAGCGUCAGCUGCAAAGUUGGGCGUGGUGCAAACUGAAGGUGGCGCUGUAGAGGGCCGCAGUAAGAGCACUGGUCUCUUCAGCAGUGUGGACGUUUUUAAAGGAAUCCCCUUCGCUGACGUCCCCCAAAGAUGGGAGAAACCCAAACCUCACCCAGGAUGGAAUGGUGUGCUGAAGGCGACUCAGUAUAAGGAGCGUUGCCUUCAGAUCAACCUGCUACAAACCAAGACCCAAGGCUCCGAGGACUGCCUCUACCUUAACAUCUUUGUGCCGCAGGGAACCAAGUUGUCCCGGAACUUGCCUGUGAUGGUGUAUCUUUUUGGGGGUGCGUUCCUGCUGGGGGCCUCUAAUGAUGUGGAGUUCCUGGGUCAGUCUCUGUACGAUGGAGUGGAGUUGGCCGACAGAGGAACCGUCAUUGUGGUCACAGUUAACUACAGAGUGGGGACGCUCGGCUUCCUCAGCAGCGGCGACCACCGGAUGCCAGGGAACUAUGGCCUGUGGGACCAGCAUGCUGCCAUCUCCUGGGUCAAGAGAAACAUUGAUAAGUUUGGAGGAAACUCAGACAACUUGACCAUAUUUGGGCAGUCCGCCGGAGCUGCCAGUGUCAGCUAUCAGAUGCUGUCUCCGUACAGCAGAGGCCUCUUUCGCAGAGCGAUCAGUCAGUGUGGGGUGGCUCUGAGCCCAUGGGCCCAUCAGAGAGAGCCCCUCAGCCUCCUCAAGAAGAUUGCCAGUAAAGUGGGCUGCUGGCGGACAGAUGUGGACUUGAUGCUGACGUGCCUGAAGAUGACGGACCCAGUGGGACUCACGAUGGCGGGAAAGAUCGACAUCCUGCUGCUGCUCGGACAAGGCGUGGUGAUGGAUCUCUUGGAGCUGGCCCCAGUGGUAGAUGGAGACUUCAUCCCAGACGAGCCCAGUAAACUGUUUUCCAACACGGGCCAAUUCGACUACAUGGCAGGGGUCAAUAGCAUGGAUGGACAUAUCUUUGCAGGAGUCGAUGUGCCGUCAAUCAACCAAAACGAAGCCAAUACCACGCAGGCUCAGGUGCGCGCGGUCCUUGCCGGUCUCACCAAAGAGAAGUCUGGACCAAUUCUGGAUCGGGCUGAGGAGCUGUACUCAGCGACUUGGGGCUCUCCUCCAGAUCCGUCCAAACUGAAGAAGAGCGUGGCCGACAUAGAGACGGACUUCCUGUUCCUGGUGCCCACUCAGAUCGCCCUGAAGCUGCACGCCAAAUACAGCAGUGGCGGGCGGACUUACUCGUACCUGUUCAACAUGAAGACCCGUAUUCCAGGGUUUCCCAAGUGGGUGGAAGCAGAGCAUGCGGAGGACCUGCAGUAUCUGUUUGGAAAACCCUUCUCCUUCUCUCUGGCCUAUUUUCCCCGACACCGCGACCUCUCCGGAUAUAUGAUCAAGUACUGGAGCAACUUUGCCCGCACUGGUGAUCCCAACAUCGGGGAGAGCAGAGUUCCCGUCCAGUGGCCCAGAUUCACCAACAGCCACCAGCCGUACCUCACCAUAAACCACAGAAUGUCCAAGUCCUCUGUCAGCUAUGACCUCAGAGCGGACUAUGUUCACUUCUGGACCUCCACCUACAGCAACCAGACCAUCACACAACUGAACCAGGACUGA